Messenger RNA from Anoplopoma fimbria (sablefish), 3161 nucleotides. RefSeq names its product ubiquitin-protein ligase E3A-like. The coding region runs from base 179 to 2869 and encodes 896 amino acids. NCBI's taxonomy places the organism in Eukaryota, Metazoa, Chordata, Actinopteri, Perciformes, Anoplopomatidae. Gene Ontology annotation, molecular function: ubiquitin protein ligase activity. The transcript is spliced from 11 exons. Gene Ontology annotation, biological process: protein polyubiquitination; ubiquitin-dependent protein catabolic process. The record is from RefSeq and is a predicted model, not a curated record.
GCGUGUGGACGCUGAAGUCAAGAUGGCUGCUGUGCUCAGGCAGAGCGAAGAGCCUGCUGCGGGAAGGCCGUGAGAGAGGACCCGCACCCCGCACCCCCGACCCGAGCCCGCCGACCCCGGAGCACCGCCCGCCGCACACAGCCGCCGGACCGCCAGCACCCCGAGGAGCCGGCCUCGGAUGAAUCCCGACCGGGAGGAGGACCGUGAGAGUGCGACACCGCAGGCCCGGACCAGCCCCGCAGGAGGGCCGCACAGAGAACACGAGGAGCCUGAAAUAGAAAACCCAGAAGCAAGCCGAAUGAAGCGAGCAGCUGCCAAACAUCUAAUAGAGCGCUAUUACCACCAGUUAACGGAGGGCUGUGGGAAUGAGUCCUGCUCCAACUCAUGGUGUGCCUCGUCCGCCGGCUUCGCCCGCAUGGAUAACAACGCGGCGGCCGUCAAAGCCCUGGAGCUCUACAAGCUCAACGCCAAGCUAUGCGACCCCCACCCCUCAAAGAAGGUCACUGCCUCGGCCUACCUGGAGAGCAGCGCUCACAGCAACUCCGCCUGCAGUGACAGGAAGCUGAACCAUAGAGAUGUCCACUCUGUCCGGGACAACUUUAAAGAUGUAAAUUUCCUGACAGAGGAGAAAGUGUAUGAGAUCUUGGACAUCUGUGGAGAGAAGGAAGAUUACUCCCAUCUGAUCCGGGUCAUAGGUCGGGUGUUCUCCAGCGCCGAGGGCCUGGUGCAGAGCUUCCGGAGGUCCAAACCCCACACCAAAGAGGAGCUCAAGUCCCUCCAAGGGAAGGAUGAGGACAAGGAUGAGGACGAGAAGGAGGCAGCUGCCUGUUCUGCCACAGCGAUGGAGGAGGACUCCCCCGCCUCCUCCUCCUCCUCAAGGCUCGGAGAGGGCUCCUCGGGAGAAAACGACGUCCAGAAGCUCGCCCCGGAUGAGGUGUCGGUGGACAUCGAUGCCGUGCGGCGGGUCUACGAGCGCCUGCUGUCCAACGAGAAGAUAGAAGCCGCCUUCCUGAACGCGCUGGUCUAUCUCUCGCCCAACGUAGAGUGCGACCUGACGUACCACAACGUGUACUCGCGAGACCCAAACUACCUUAACCUCUUUGUCAUCGUGAUGGAGAACAGCAACCUCCACAGCCCAGAGUACCUGGAGAUCGCCCUCCCGCAGUUCUGCAAGGCCAUGAGCAAGCUCCCGCUGGCCGCCCAGGCCAAACUGGCCCGCCUGUGGUCGCGCUACGGCGCCGAGCAAAUCCGGCGCAUGGUGGAGACCUUCCAGCAGCUCAUCACCUACAAGGUGAUCAGCAACGAGUUCAACAGCCGCAACCUGGUCAACGACGACGACGCGGUGGUGGCGUCCACCAAGUGCUUGAAGAUCGUCUACUACGCCAACGUGCUGGGCGGAGACCUGGACACGGAGCACAACGAGGACGAGGACGAGGAGCCCAUCCCGGAGUCCAGCGAGCUCACCCUGCAGGAGCUGCUGGGCGAGGAGCGGCGGAACAAGAAGGGCCCCCGGGUGGACCCGCUGGAGACGGAGUUGGGGAUCCGCACCAACGACUGCAGGCGGCCGCUCGUCGCCUUCGAGGAGUUUGUCAAUGAACCUUUAAACGAGGUGCUGGAGAUGGACAAGGACUACACUUUCUUUAAGGUCGAAACCGAGAACAAGUUCUCCUUCAUGACCUGCCCCUUCAUCUUGAACGCCGUCACGAAGAACCUGGGCCUCUACUACGACAACCGCAUCCGCAUGUACAGCGAGCGGCGCAUCACCGUGCUCUACAGCUUGGUGCAGGGUCAGCAGCUCAACCCCUACCUGAGGCUCAAGGUGCGGCGAGACCACAUCAUCGACGACGCUCUGGUCAGGCUGGAAAUGAUCGCGAUGGAGAAUCCCGCAGACUUGAAGAAGCAGCUGUAUGUGGAGUUUGAAGGAGAGCAAGGUGUUGAUGAAGGAGGUGUUUCCAAAGAAUUCUUCCAGCUGGUGGUGGAGGAAAUCUUCAACCCAGAUAUUGGCAUGUUCACGUACGACGAGCGCACCAAAAUGUUUUGGUUCAACGCAUCGUCGCUGGAAAACGAAGGCCAGUACACUCUGAUCGGCAUCGUCCUCGGGCUGGCCAUCUACAACAACUGUAUUCUGGACGUCCACUUCCCCAUGGUGGUCUACAGGAAGCUGAUGGGCAAGAAAGGAACGUUCAGGGACCUAGCGGACGCCAACCCGGUUCUAUUCCAGAGUCUGAAGGAGCUGCUGGAGUACGAGGGCAGCGUGGAGGACGACAUGAUGAUCACGUUCCAGAUUUCCCAGACGGACCUGUACGGGAACCCGCUCAUGUACGAUUUAAGGGAAAAUGGGGACAAGAUUCCAGUCACAAAUGAAAACAGAAAGGAGUUUGUGGCUCAGUACGCCGAGUACAUGCUGAACAAAAGCGUGGAGAAGCAGUUCAAGGCGUUCCGGAGAGGCUUCCACAUGGUCACCAACGAGUCUCCGCUCAAGUACCUGUUCAGACCGGAGGAGAUCGAGCUCCUCAUAUGUGGAAGCAGGAACCUGGAUUUCCUAGCACUCGAAGAGACGACGGAAUACGACGGCGGUUACAACAGAGAUUCUCGAAUCAUCAAGGAGUUUUGGGAGACGUUGCACUCGUUCGGUGAGGACCAGAAGCGCCUCUUCCUGCAGUUCACCACCGGCACCGACAGAGCACCCGUGGGUGGGCUGGGCAAGCUGAAGAUGAUCAUCGCCAAGAACGGCCCCGACACUGACAGGUUACCGACGUCUCACACCUGCUUCAACGUGCUGCUGCUGCCCGAAUACAGCAACAAGGACAAGCUGAGGGAGAGGCUGCUGAAAGCCAUCACCUACGCCAAAGGCUUCGGCAUGCUCUGAGCCCCGGCCCCCGCCCCCCAGAAAACGGACUCGUUCGCAGAAAGCCCAUCAGACCCUGCCCCGCCCCUUUCCUUUUAUCAGACACAAUCUUAAGAGGUGACGAAAAGAGUAUGUUGUGAGGAAAAGCAAGUCAAUAAAGAGAGAGCGGAGAAAUGGUUUCGGAUAGAGCGCUCCGGUAGUAGUUCUUCUGCUGUGCCUGCAUCGUCUCCCACGUCAGUCAGUGUAAAGCACAGAGACCCCCCCCACAUCCACGCUAUGUGAAUGUGCAGCAGCCUCCCCGUUUUUUUUUUUU